Molecule: messenger RNA, 1264 nt
Organism: Planococcus citri (citrus mealybug)
Lineage: Eukaryota; Metazoa; Arthropoda; Insecta; Hemiptera; Pseudococcidae
Product: gustatory and odorant receptor 24-like
Exons: 7
Coding region: 43-1188 (381 amino acids)
Biological process (GO): sensory perception of taste; chemosensory behavior; male courtship behavior
Cellular component (GO): membrane; neuronal cell body; axon
Source: RefSeq, a predicted model, not a curated record
UAAUAUUUUGGACAAGUUUUCAAUGGAAUAAAACUCACCACGAUGAAAGUAUGUACGAAAAAUGAAUAUUAUGAAACCUUAAAGCCCUUACUAUUCAUUCUUAAAAUAUUUGGUAUUUUACCAUUUGUUCUAAACAAUAAAGAUACAAAAUGCAGAAAAUUCGCCACUUUGGUAAUAAAUGUGUUUUCGAUGAUCGUAUACUCGAUUGCCAGCGUCAGCAGUAUAAUAUUUAUAGGUAAUAAUGUGAUAUAUUUAAUGAAGCAUUUCAAUUUCGUUCAUUUUGUCCAAAGUAGCACCGAGAUAACGCUGAGAAUAUACGUUUUGAUGAUACCUUUCGCAAUGUGGAAUAAGUCGUGUCUUUUUACCGAGUAUUACGAUGGAUGGAAAUCUGUACAAAACGAUUUAGAAACAAUCAGCGGUAUACCGUACAAAUGUUUGGUGAAAAGAAGAAUUCGAUGGAUUGCAUAUUGUCUUUCAAUCUCGAUGAUUAUGUUCCCUGCGACAUACUAUUUUGUAGACAGAAAGAUAAGCAUAUCACACAGAAUAUCCAUGUUUUUGGUAGGAACCAUAUCAACCGUUACAUUAGGUUAUUGGUACAGUAAUUGUGUUUUCACUCGACACGUCAUUCAAAUCAUUCAGAAGCACAUCGAGAAAGCUAUGAAAGAAGAAGUGAAAAAAGAAAAAUUACAAAAGCUCGUCGAUGUGUGGAUACACGUAUGCGAUUUGAUAGACCGUUUCAAUUCUAUCCAUUCGAUUAUAUUCUUGACUCAAACCGUAGCAGGUGUUACAAAUGGGAUUAGCAAUCUUUAUUCGGCUAUUUUAUCGCUCAUUUCACGAAGAAAUGAAAACAUCAUAGCGGGAGAUUUGAUUAGUUUCAUGAUAGGUGUGUCAAUCACUUAUAUGUAUUGUGAGAGCGCCAACACUGUUUAUGAUCAGCUUGUACAUCGGAUACAAAGAUCACUGCUCACUAAAAAUACAUCAAAGAUGCCACUAAAUUGUUUAAAAACACUUCGUUCUUUCUUGAAUACGAUUGAAGUGAGAAAUCCGAAAAUAGAAUUAAGUGGAGUGCUAAAAAUUGAUCGAUCCACGUUCAUAGUUAUGCUGGGAGCUGGUGUAAAUUAUCUGAUAAUUUUGACACAAUUUGGCACUUUAUACAUCCAGCAAUUACAGCUGAAAAAUAAUUUUUAGGACUUCUUCACGUACUGAAAAUCAUUUUGAAAAUUUUUUCUAUUGCAUGAGUUUUUUUGUUCUUUUUUUUAUGUAA